CAGAUGUCGUGCCCGUCCAUUGCUCAACGGAGGACACAAAGUGAAUGAUUUGAUUCUGCUCUGGCUGGGUGGAGAAGGUGCUCGAUGCCUUCAGGUACCGAUCAGGCCCAUGUGGCUCCAGAUUAAUAUGAUGUUGUACGAUAUCCGACUCAGUUGCCCAUAUAACCGAGGCACGUUUUCCUGCAACUGCACCAACUUUGUACGAGGCUCCUCUCUACCACCACAACCUGCUUCGCCGCAACGAGGUUACAAGGUCGAGAAAACGACAAGUCGGCCACACAAUAUCCAGACUUGUCUCGUGAUAUCAACCACGUUGGUUAUACCUGCGACAAUAUUAAAGUCAGGGCUGCUUCAAGGCAGACGCGCAGACACAGCCAGAAGCCCGAUUCCCACGCCGAAUUGGAUGUACACGUCCGAGUUGUCGCUGCAGUCAUCCUCAGGGUCGGAGCCAAUGAUGAUCUGAGCAGCCGUGUUAGUGAUCGAACCACCAUCUGAAGAGGAUCGGAUGCUGAGUUCCAGCACCUCCGAUGUUCUCCCAUCUGACUCCUCACUACACUCGAGAACUUGUAUCGCUGGCUAAUAAUGCAAUAAGAAACAAAAGCACAACAUCACCAAGUCUGCUCUCGGGGCUGUGCAUAUCGAAAGACUCUCGGACGAAAGCAGUCUUCCGCCCUUCUACAAGGACUGCUGGUCCUCAGAGCCGAUCCCUCCACCAGCAGCUCCCAACCACUUUCCCCUUCAGGCAAAUUUGCCCAACCCACGGUCCAUCUCCCAUCCACCGUCGACCAUCUAUUCCGUUUGUUGCCGCUCGCCGAUUCGAGGCUAACCUCAGGUCAUUGUGUUCGGCUGCUUCUCCCGUGCUGGUCGUACCAACCGCAAUCAUGUCCUCGACAAGCGCCACGGCUGAAAACCGUGAAAAGCUCAAGGGCCAUAUGUCCAAGUACCAAGGAGGCGCCUACACGGAAGGCUGGGCCGAGCUGUGGAACAAGGGAGACUUCUUACCCUGGGACCGUGGCUCGCCAUCCCCAGCCCUGGCCGACACGCUGGUCAACCACGCCCAAGUCAUUGGUAAUGCCCUUCUCGCCUCAUCUGCAGAUGGCCAGAAGCAUCGGAAACGCGCAUUAGUCCCCGGCUGCGGCCGCGGCGUCGAUGUCUUGUUACUAGCGAGUUUUGGAUAUGAUGUGGUGGGGUUGGAGUACGCUGAAAAGGCACUUGAAGCCUGCAAGAAGUAUGUGGCCGAGAAUGGCGACAAGUAUCCCACCUACGAUGAGAAUAUCGGUAAGGGGAAAAUGGUGUUUCUUCAGGGAGACUUUUACAAGGACGAGUGGGUGGAGAAAACGAGGGCAGAGCUAGGUGCUGGUGGUGAGUGGGAUGGCAAGUUCGAUUUGAUUUAUGACUAUACUUUCUUCUGCGCAAUGCACCCAGGUAUGCGCCCUGCUUGGGCCAAACGCAUGACCGAGCUCCUCCGCCAGUCCCCGCAAGCAAAUCUUGUCUGUCUCGAGUUCCCAGUUGCCAAACCCGUCAAGUCCGGUGGUCCCCCUUACGGGGUUGCUCCGAAGACAUACUUCGAACAUCUGAGCCACCCAGGGGAAGAAAUCCCCUACGAUGAGGAAGGCAACGUCAAGAUGAAUCCGCUCGCUCCGUCUGGCCCAGGUGCACUGGAAAGGGUGGGGCAUUGGCAUCCAGCCGACACGCACAACGUGGGCAAGGACAAGGACGGUAAUGUGGAGGACUAUAUCUCGGUUUGGCGCCACCGUUGAGAUUGUGGCUGGUCUGGGGGCAGAGGAGCUCCCUGGGCUUCAACAGCCCAUCAAAACCUUCGUGUUCAAGUGAACGGGUAAUGAUUCGACGUGAAAACAAGGAGUAGUUGCUCAACUUUUGUCCACUUUCUUCAACGCAUUGUAAUGCUCACCAAGCCCAAAGCUGUGUCGAUAAUAUGCCAGCCAGAUGGUGUCAUUCGAGCCUUCUUGA
Molecule: messenger RNA, 1971 nt
Organism: Cladophialophora immunda
Lineage: Eukaryota; Fungi; Ascomycota; Eurotiomycetes; Chaetothyriales; Herpotrichiellaceae
Exons: 2
Coding region: 528-1760 (410 amino acids)
Molecular function (GO): S-adenosylmethionine-dependent methyltransferase activity
Source: RefSeq, a predicted model, not a curated record